GGAGGGAGGGGGGUGGUCGGAGGGAUUCAGUCCUCGCAGCCUACUCUCUGCAGGAAGAUUAGUGAAAGAGCGAGGGAGCCGCUCCCCUACCCCCCCCCCACCCUUCCGAAUGGAGCCAGAUUAUCUUCACCAGCACCACUACUUACAGCUAUGAUUAGAGAGCCGAGCGCCAGAAUCGCAGAGACCAGCUGCAAACACCAUUAUCUUCCAAUUCAAUCAUAUACUGUACACUGUCUUUGUUACUGGAACACGCCAGAGCGUGUCUGUCAAUUGCCUGCCUAAGAAAGUCCUGAGCAACUUGCUAACAGAAGAAAACCUGGCACAGCUUUAGAAAAGUGGAGUGCUCCCAUCUAAUUAGCUCUGCUCUUCAUGGAGGGGAACAAUUAUGGUCCUGUACUAAAGUGAUUCUUCACCUGAUAGUGGAUUAAGGAGUCUGAAUGGCGACAAUGAACAUACAGAGGACUUGUGAGGCAGUACGAAGAGACAUUGUACUCAUCUGCCCACUUUGAUUUGCCUCUUUUUUAAAAUAGAUAUUGUCACCUUGGCAACAGCUCUCUCACAGACAUACCUCGCAUGAACAGAAGAUACAUGCAAAGCAUACUAUGAAAUUUCUGAAGCUUUGACCUGGGCUCCAGUUAAAGGAAAGGGAGACUUUUGAGGAGAUUUGGAUUGUGCCUCGUAGUCUUAAAAUAAAUCAAAUGGCUGGUUGAAUGAAUUAAUCCCUGCUCCCGACCCACAGGAUCAAACCACUUACUUCAUCUCUCAGAGGCUCAGGAAGUUAAUGAGUGGUCUAUUUGUUGUCACAAGGAGAUUAAUUCCAUUUGACGUGUUCCAAAGAAUGAUUGUGUUUUCUAAUUGUCACAAGAUCUGAGCCAAAGUUAGCAGAACCUUCAGCCCCAUUUACAAAGGGGCAAGAGAGAAGUAAAAGAAGCUGAGUGUCUGACUGAGAGAGAAAUUACCAUCCAGUAACCAGUCUCAGUAGGGAUCUUUAACUCCUACACUGUUUAGUGGAACUGCUGGAAUUUCAUCUGAGAGUCACCAAUUAAAACCACAAAGCUGCAAUGAAUUAGACAGGUCUAAUAGGUGUACUUGGGUUUUGGAACUCCUCCUCUUUUGAUAACUGCUCUGAAGUUCCUUAGCAGCUGGAAGGGUCUCCCAUCACCAUAAAAAGUCCACACUUAAGGAAAACAAUGAAGUGCUCACUUCGCGUGUGCAUCCUUUUCCUUGGACUGCUCAUUGUCUUUCUGACUUCUGUGUUCUUCACUUAUACACUGACGGGUGUGACAAAUGCAGCCUACCUGGAGAACCAAGCUCCAGAGGAUGUUGACCGGAUCAAGCUGGUACCUAGCUACUUGGGUAUUCAGAAGUUAACCAAGGGCCCUGCAAGUCAGAGGACAUGUGCUUGCAGUCAUUGCGUGGGUGAUCCUGGUGUGUCUCAGUGGUUCGAUGAGAAGUUUGAUCAGGACAUUCUGCCACUCUGGACAAAAACAAAUAUGAUUUUGGAGCCCACUGUGUACAACUGGUGGGUGAUGCUUCAGCCUCAAUUCAAGCCACAAGAUCUGAAGGACAUUUUGACCAAACUCUUCCUCAUUGUGCCUGGAGAGAACCCUUAUGGCUCGUGGAACCGUUCUCGAUGUCGGCGUUGUGCAGUGGUCGGUAAUUCUGGAAACUUGCACCAAUCUCAUUAUGGAGAGGACAUCAAUGCACAUGAAUUCGUCAUGAGAAUGAACCAAGCUCCAACUGUUGGCUUUGAAGCAGAUGUGGGCAGCCGUACAACUCAUCACUUCAUGUACCCAGAAAGUGCAAAGAAUCUCCCAGCAAAUGUCAGCUUUGUCCUGGUUCCCUUUAAGACGUUGGAUCUCCUUUGGAUUACCAGUGCUUUGUCAACAGGCAAGAUCAGAUUCACCUAUGCGCCUGUCAAACAAUUUCUACGGGUGGAUAAAGAAAAGGUGCAGAUCUACAACCCAGCAUUCUUCAAGUAUAUCCAUGACAAGUGGACAGAGCAUCACGGGAGAUAUCCGUCCACUGGAAUGCUGGCCCUGUUCUUUGCUCUCCAUAUCUGUGAUGAGGUCAACGUGUAUGGAUUUGGUGCUGAUAGCAGAGGAAACUGGCAUCACUACUGGGAAAACAACCGGUAUGCUGGAGAAUUCCGGAAAACUGGAGUUCACGAUGCAGAUUUUGAAGCAAAAAUAAUAAAUACAUUGGCUGAUAUUGGUAAAAUCAAAGUUUUCCGAGGAAACUGAAAGGAAAUGGAUAAUUAUGCAUUUGAUCUUCUGAGACCACAACGUUCGCCAAAUGGAUAUGAGACUGAUUACUUCAUAAUCAUAUAUAUUAAACAUUUUUUAAUCAUCUUUGAAAAUCCAGGCAGAGCUCUGGAACAAGGAAAACAGAGCAGCUGCUAGUUUAUUAAUAUUUUUGAAGAUUAGCCCGCAGAAAUGGCAUUAUUUUGUGGAUCAAUUUUAAGAUGGCUGUCUGGUAACCUGGCGGGCACAAUGUGCAAUUUAUUGUUAGAUAAUCUAGGAGUUACUAAGAAACAAUUUUAAUAUUUGAGUUGCAAGAUCAAAUCAGGCUGAAACCAACUAGAAUAUGAGCCAAAGUUGAAGGGAGGGAGGGACAGAGUGACCCUCCUUUUAGGAUAACUGUGUGUUUUUGGUUGAACUCUAGUCCACUUUCUUUGGACAGUUGCUGAUUUGUCACUUUCUAAAGUGACAAAUGGGUAACAAGCAGACUGAAGGAGUUUUAACAUCUGAAUCAUAGGGAAAAAAAGCAACACAAGCCUUUCAGACAUGCUAGUUUUACAAGUGCAGCCAGCAGUGAAACUAUUAUCCCACAGCAACAAAAGAUCUGGAUUUUCAUGGCUCUCACAAGUCUGUGUUCGAGAACGAAGUGCAGACAUACAGGAUUCUCCUUUGGAGUGAAUGGAUUUGCGUCUCUGGCUUUUAUUGCGAAUACUGGGUGCGUGAGAGACCAGUAGGGAACACUGGGGCACAGAAAUAGUAGGAACACAUUUUAAAUUUGCUUCUCCCAGAUACGUACGCCAUCUGAUGCCAAUUCCUUAUAGCCUCUAUAAGCAGAAAUGUAAAAUUCGUUAUGAUUUCCUCACUGUGGUGUCCGCAGCCCCACAUCAUGGUUUGCACAUGGGUUUAAGAGCUUGGAUUGCCGACUCUGGAGGAUUCUCAGCGUACGCCCCACCAUCACAAUGAAUCUUACUGGGGAGGGAGGCAGGAGUUUAAGCAAGGGUCUCAAGUACUUCUGGCUACUGUGUGCCACCAAGGGCUGGAAAGUCGGUGGGCACCUCAAGAAGCAGUUCAAGGGAUAUCUAGAAGGUCCUUUGGUCAUGUUGUCAACUCCUGAGUGCAGUGCCGUGUAUCAAUGUUCACAGUUUCACUGGAACUAAAUGAAGUCUAAAGACUUAGAAAAUCCCCCAUCUCGACAUUGUAGCAACAUUAGGCCAUGCCCCCUCCGGGUACAAACUUUACAUCUGAAUCAGAAUCACCAGCAUGUGUCGUGAAAUUUGUUAACUUAGCAGCACAGUUCAAUCCAAUACAUAAUACAGAAGAAAAAAAUAAUAAAUAAAUCAAUCAAUGACUAUACAUAUAUUGAAUAAAUAGAUUAAAAAUUGUGCAAAAACCAGAAGUAAUUAUAUAUUUAAAAAGUGAGGUAGUGUUCAAGAGUUCAAUGUCCAUUUAGGAAUCGGAUGGCAGAGGGGAAGAAGCUGUUCCUGAAUCACUGAGUGUGUGCCUUCAGGCUUCUGUACCUCUUACCUGAUGGUAACAGUGAGAAAAGGGCAUGACCUGGGUGCUGGAGGUCCUUAAUAAUAGACGCUGCCUUUCUGAGACACCGCUCCUUGAAGAUGUCCUGGGUACUUUGUAGGCUAGUGCCCAAGAUGGAGCUGACUAGAUUUACAACCCUCUGCAGCUUCUUCCAGUCCUGUGCAGUAGCCCCUCCAUACCAGACAGUGAUGCAGCCUGUCAGAUUUGGAGAAUCCUCAGGCAACAUAAAUAGGGGGAAAAAAACAAAACAUUGAAUCUUCUCCCUCAUUUUUCCCAGCAGCGCAUAGUGUAACUGCAGCACCACAGAUGGAUGAGAGAGGCCAUAGGUUCUGUAUGAAUUGCUGGAAGCAACAUUGGCUCCAAACCAAUAGGCAGCUACAAGAUACUUGUCUGUCCCUGAUGUAAACUUGCAAGAACCACAGUAUCGCCGUCAAGGCAUGGUUAAUAGUAUUGUAUGACUUUUGUUUAUUAGAGGUUCUACAUAUUAAAGAAAUUGUUAGGAAUUACAUUGAGGUUUUUAUAUUUGUUAUCUGCAUUCCUUUCCCAUUAAAGAAAAUAAAAAGGGAUCCAUUCCUCCUCAGCUCGCAUUUUGAAGGAGGAAAUGGCGUUCAAAAGUAAAGUGCAUCAUUGUGUCUUUUGCUUCUCGUUACUUUUUGCUCCAUGUCCUGAUAAGCACAACGAGAACCCUAAAUCCAAAACACUGAUACAAUCUAGCACAGACUAUUCUCAAACUCUUUCCAGA
Molecule: messenger RNA, 4515 nt
Organism: Mobula hypostoma (lesser devil ray)
Lineage: Eukaryota; Metazoa; Chordata; Chondrichthyes; Myliobatiformes; Myliobatidae
Gene: st3gal2
Product: ST3 beta-galactoside alpha-2,3-sialyltransferase 2
Exons: 7
Coding region: 1191-2243 (350 amino acids)
Biological process (GO): sialylation
Cellular component (GO): membrane
Molecular function (GO): beta-galactoside (CMP) alpha-2,3-sialyltransferase activity
Source: RefSeq, a predicted model, not a curated record